GAACAUUUUGAGUUACUUGGAAUUAAAAAAAAAAACGUUUAAAUACAUAAAAAUUUCGAUUCAUGAAAACAGUUUAAGUACAUAUAAUGGAGCGUCCACAAACAGCAAGUGAUAAUUUAAGUAUUAAAAGUGGUAUACCUAUAAUAUCAAAAGGAAAAAAUGCUUCAAACACAAAUUCAGAACCAUCUUGUCGUUCAGCCAUACCACGAUUACAAACGCGAAUGAUACAACAGUUUGAGCAAACGAAGCAAAACAAUUUACGUUCAAAAAGCUUUGAUGAGAGAACUGCAUCUAGAAGAUUUGAAAUGAUGACAAAUGGUAAGAGUCAAUUAAAAAAACAAGUUUCGAAUACCAAUUUAGAAGACCAUUUUGCAAGAGCAAAACGUUCUGGAGGUGCUGUUUCACGAGGAUCAAGUCUACCAAGAUAUGCUUUAGAUGCGCAUAGACGACCAACUUCCACUAGCAAAAGUACUCCAAACGCUACAUCUGCUUCUCCAAGUGAAACAUGCAUUCGACUAACGCAGCUCGACUUACGCACAACAACUGCUACGUCCAUAGUACAGAGGAAAAAAAAUUUACGUACUCCUCAAGUAGUUUCUCACUCAGCUUUCAUUGCAAAAAAGAAAAAAUUGGAACAACUUAAAACUGAGUUGCAGGCAAAACAGAAACAAGUUAUGGAAGCUUAUUCAAGUAUCUUAGAGACUAAGAAAUUAAUUGAACAAAAAACUGGAAAAACAGUUGAAGUGGAAAACUUUGAUUUAAUGAAAAUUGAAAAAGAAACUGAAAGAGAAAAACCUCAAAUUGAUAAUGAUUUCGUUCAACAAAUGGAACAAAAGUUAUCGCAAAUUCCUGUCGCGUAUCAAGCGGUAUGUGAAAGUCUUUUAGAAAACAGAUCAGAUAUAAUUCAUUGGCUUUCAAUGCAACACGCCUGUAAGAAUCACGUUGUUUCCAAACAACUCGAUUUAUAUAAGAAAGAAACCGAUAAAUAUCGACAAUUAGUCUUAGAAUGUGAUACAGCACAACAAACAAUUAUAUAUGAAUUGCUUGAAAGUUGGAAAGCUUUAUGGGUAUGGAAAGAAACUUGUAUAAAUGAUCGAUUUACAGAAUUAGAAACCGAAAAUCGUAACGUAAAAGAUAUGGUUAAUAAUUUAACAUCUGAGUUGGACAAAUUUCGAUCUGCUAAAGCCGAUUUAGAAAAAAAACUAAUUGAAGCUGAAAGUAAUUUAGUAAUUAUGAGAAAAAAAAUUGAGGAAAAAGAAAAAGACUUAGAAAAUAUGGAAAAUAAAACUAAAUAUAUUGAAAAACAAACCAUAUGCAAUUAUGAAGCUAAAUUGAAAUUGCGAAAACAAAAACAAAAAGAAAUGGAGUCAAAAAUUAAAACUCUUGAACAAAAAGUAGAAUCUUUAAAUACAAUUAACAGAAAAAUGGAUGAAGAGCUUAAGAAUAAAGGUACUUCAUUUGAUAGUAAAACGAAAGAACUAGUUAAAUCUUCAAAGUUAAAUGAAGCAUUAGUAGCUAAAUUGGAGAAAGAACGAAUUGGUCUUGAUAUGAGGAUAAAAGAUUUGCAACAAUUACUUGAUUCUCGUGAAUUAGAGUAUGAAAAUAAUUUAAAAGAAUAUAAAAGUUCCAUACAAACAUUUGAAAGUAAAAUUAUAACAAUGCAGAAGGAAAUCGAUACCUACGAGAAAAAAUAUUCUGAUGUACGUAACGAAUUAGUUAAAUUGCAAAUGAAAUGUCAUCAGGAUAAUGAAAUAAUGAAAAAAAGAAAAUUCGCUACUGAACCUGGUGGACCAGGUAUUAAUACUCAAACUGAAAUGGAUAUGUGGACAGAAUUACAGGCAACAAGAGUAGCACUAAAAGCAGCUGAAGAGAAACUUCAACGUAAUAAUGAAGAGAGAGAAAGAUUUUUACAAACUAUUGAAAAAGCAGUUUCAGAAAAAGAUCAACUAUCGAGCGAAGGGUGGACAGCUAAAUUGGUUUUAAAAGAUGAAGAAAUUGAAGGUUUAAAACAUCAAAUAGAAAAACUUUCAGAUACGAUUGUAUACAGUCGAGAUUUAGCGGCCAAACAAGAAAAAAAAAUUUCCGAUUUGAAAAAAGCAUUAGAUUCCUUAGUGACCAAUGAAGCUGCUGCUGCUGCCGCCGCUGCCACUACAGCUGCAAGUACGAAUAAAAAAGAAACAGAUCAAAAUUCAUUGGAAAUGAAAGCGAAAUGGGAAAAAGAACAUAAAAAGACACACGAAUUGGAAGACAAGCUACGUGAAUGUGAAGCUAAAAUGGGACAAAUGCAUGCUAAAAUUAAAGAUUUGGAAAAAACGCUAAAAGUACGUGAUGGUUUAAUUGGAAUUCUGAAAUCGAAAAAAGAUAUGACACUGACUAAACAUGAUGAGUUGCAAAUGUAUGUUAAUGAUCUAUUACUUCAAUAUAAUGAGUUAAAUACAAAAUAUGAAGCGAAAUCUACCAAAAUUGAUGAUUUACGUACUUCAAUUGAAUGUAAAACAAUGCAAAUUGAACGUUUAGAAAAAACAGUAAAAUCAAUGGAAGAUCUAUGCCAAGAAACGAAUAAAACAAACUUAGAAUUGCAAGAAAGAAUUAAAUUUUAUCAAAAACAAUUUGAAGAAUAUCAAAUGAGUGUUGCACGUCCAGCCGCGGAUAUGCAAGGGACAGUUGGAAUUUUUUACAAACCAACCGAAGGGAAUUCUUACAUUCUUGCAUCACCACCACCUGUAUAAUUUUUAUUUUUCG
Molecule: messenger RNA, 2742 nt
Organism: Chrysoperla carnea
Lineage: Eukaryota; Metazoa; Arthropoda; Insecta; Neuroptera; Chrysopidae
Product: myosin-13-like
Exons: 16
Coding region: 87-2729 (880 amino acids)
Source: RefSeq, a predicted model, not a curated record